GGUGUCGUAUGGAUACGGGUACUAGGGAGCUUAGCUUCGCUUACUCAGCAGCCCCUUUUAUUUAGCUAGAUCCAGAGGCUCCCUUCAGAGCUUCUUUUAAUCAGACAACCAUUUAUGCAAAUCACUGUUCCUUGCUUUUUGCAAUACUCCGGGUUGUGGUUAAAAAGUUAUUAUGGAUAUAAAAGGGCGACCGUUUUGUCGCUUUUGGAUCGGACCGACUGUAUAUGAGAAGUUGAAGAAUGAAGUGAGAAGCAGGUUUAAGACUACGGAUGAGAUCACGAGUCAUAGUGCUACGUUUCCGUAUUUGACUACGAUUAUCCAGGAGACUUUUAGGAUUUAUCCACUAGUACCGAUCGCAAUGCCGAGAAUAACUCCAAAGGGUGGGGCGAUGGUGGCUGGGGUCUUUGUGCCUGAAGGGGUAUGCUUCAUUUUAGCUGCGUCUUAAAAUAAAUAACGAUUUGGCAGACAAUUGUUGGCGUU
This is a messenger RNA of Hyaloscypha bicolor E, 480 nucleotides long. RefSeq lists its product as uncharacterized. The transcript has a single exon. Gene Ontology annotation, molecular function: oxidoreductase activity, acting on paired donors, with incorporation or reduction of molecular oxygen; iron ion binding; monooxygenase activity. The record is from RefSeq and is a predicted model, not a curated record. NCBI's taxonomy places the organism in Eukaryota, Fungi, Ascomycota, Leotiomycetes, Helotiales, Hyaloscyphaceae. The coding region runs from base 173 to 445 and encodes 90 amino acids.